Molecule: messenger RNA, 664 nt
Organism: Moneuplotes crassus
Lineage: Eukaryota; Ciliophora; Spirotrichea; Euplotida; Euplotidae
Source: the annotation of a GenBank genome assembly
CAAAACAAUCACAAUGUCAGUUGAUCUUUAUUAUAUUCCUGAUAGCAAUGAUACCCAGUUACUUCUUUCUGUUCUGGAAUAUCUUAAAAUAGAAUAUAAGCCUAUUGCAGUGGAGUCUGAAGAGGAUAAGCUUCCAGAGGAGCUCUCAAGGUACAUGGUCACACCUAAGCUUCCUGCUAUAAUGCACGAAGGGUUUGGAGUUGGGGGAGUAAAGCCGAUUAUCAGGUAUCUAGUGCAGGAUAAAGAUAUCAAAGAUCAAUUUUACCCUAACGAUGACUUGAAAAAGAGAUCUUCGAUUGAUGCUUACAUUGAGCAUGAUCAGAUGGUUUAUAGAUUCAACUUCAUCCCUCUUCUCAAGGCUUAUGAAAAAGAUAGCAAAAUAUUUAAGAGAGAUGGAUUCAGAUCAGAUGAGAUCCAGGAGCUCUAUGACAAAGCAAAUACCUCUUUAGAUGUUUUCACAGAAAUUCUCUAUAGAAAUGAAGGUGAUUUCAUUCUGGGUGACCAAGUUACUCUUGCUGAUUUCUGUUAUUUCUACACUACUAAAGAAGUUAUUGAUAAGUUUAAGAUUGAUCUUGGAAAGUAUGAAGAGAUACAAAGAUUUUAUUCCUCUGUUGAAAAUCUGGUUAAAGAAAGUUAAGUCUGGUUUAUAAGUAAUAAAAUCUUU